This is a messenger RNA of Podospora pseudopauciseta, 3269 nucleotides long. It is a transcript of the gene YAP1, whose product is annotated as DNA-binding transcription factor yap1. Gene Ontology annotation, cellular component: RNA polymerase II transcription regulator complex. The record is from RefSeq and is a predicted model, not a curated record. The transcript has 4 exons. Bases 1206 to 2861 code for a protein of 551 amino acids. Gene Ontology annotation, biological process: regulation of DNA-templated transcription. Gene Ontology annotation, molecular function: transcription cis-regulatory region binding; DNA-binding transcription activator activity, RNA polymerase II-specific. Lineage: Eukaryota; Fungi; Ascomycota; Sordariomycetes; Sordariales; Podosporaceae.
ACUGUAGGAACCAGGGCAUGCGGUGAGAACAGCUGCCUGGAGAUAAUGAUUCAGAAACAAUCAGUUCCACUUCCCCUUUUAUCGAAUAGUCACCCGUGUCGCUUGAAAGGCGCAGGCAGUCCUCUAUGCCCACAUACCCCUCGGUCCUAUGAGACAGCGCUGUUGGCUUGACUCAGCACCUUGUAACAUGCUCGUCGCUACCAACAGAACCGGAUAUUAAACGGCCAGAGGUAAAUCUAUGGCAUCUAGAAUCCCAUCACCCAAAAUGCAAAAAUGGCGUGUGCUUGCUGAUCUCUUGUCUAUUGUCCGUUGUCUGCACGGGUCUACCGCAGUAGGGUCCCCAAGAUAGAGGGGCUGGGCUGACCACCCACAACCCCAUCGGGGUCAACAAGGUGGGGCAAUCAUGGCCGACCUGGGCCGCUGUUGAAGAAGGCCGCACGCCGAAGGACCCCUGUCGGUUCGCGCUCGCUCGGACCAGCUUCCGUCCAACAUCUUCCAUUGACGGCUGACAAAUUGAUGGAGCUCACCAGACCAAGGGCCCCCUCGACCUGUAGUCUUGCUCCCAGUUUCGCCCAUCGGUCUGACUCUUCGUCCUUUUUCUCGUUUCUCCCAUCCGUAGAAAGUCCUUACGUACUCGUACAUACCAUACCAUACAUACCGAGAUACUGCUGCCAGGUGUCUAUCCAAUUCCAGUCCAGGCAUCCAGAAGAACACGGCGAGGCAAGCAUUCGAGUUCCGCCGACUCCGAAUUCCCGACCCGUUUUCCACUGCCCUGCUGCUGCGGGCCCUGCGUCGCACUCGAGUGGCCUGCGCCUAAACCUCUUCCCCCAGUCCCGGGAGGCGAACUGUAUGGUCUCUCCUCGUCGUGGCCCGACCUGUCCCAGACACCCCAUCUCCAUCUUUACGCCGUCUGUCACCAAGGGUUCAGUGAUUCAUCAAUCUGAACCAGCCUUUAGACUAGUGGAGAGACACUCUGCGCUGUCCCUGCGCUCGUCUUUGUCUUCAACGUCAGAUACCCCGCUGUCCGCCGUUGGGUGUGGGCGGAGAUAAGCAGCCCAAUCAUCACUGCUCCCGCCACCUACGUCUCCGACAGCAAUCGCAUUUGGCAUUUGGGCCUGUUUAAUCUGAACUUCUCGAGGGAAAGGCCCAAGCCUUAAUUUUCUUCAAUUAGUUGUCCAAAACGUCACGCGAGUCAAGCAGACACAAUGACGUCGACACGCAAUCCCGUUCAGGACCUCAUCCUCACGCCGCAACAGCAGAACCUGCUGUAUGCCGCCCUCAAUUCCAACCGCAAAGGAAACACUCCGGUGAAUUCGGCCAUGACAAUGUCUCCUCUCCAGUUCAAUGGGUCUCCGCUUCAGGAAAACUUCGGUAGCUUCCAAGGCAGCCCCGACUUCGAUUACGACUACGAUUUCCCUGGGGCCGAUUCAACUCUCGACUUCUCCUUCAACGACGGCAAUCAGCCCAAGAUGAUUCCCGACCUGCCUGGUACUUCAGAUGGCGGCAAGUCCGAAUCUCCCGACGACACAGAGUCUCCCGACAAGCGCAGCCAUCCAGACGAUGAAGAGGAUGAAGCCCGUGGAGCCAAGAGGCGAGAGAGUGAGGAUAGGGUUGCCAAGAAGCCGGGAAGAAAGCCAUUGACGACAGAACCAAGCUCAAAGCGCAAGGCCCAGAACCGCGCUGCCCAACGGGCUUUCAGAGAGCGCAAGGAAAAGCAUCUGAAAGAGUUGGAAACCAAGGUCGAGGAGUUGGAGAAGGCCUCUGAAACCCACAACAAGGAGAAGCAGGCUCUCCGUGCGCAGGUCGACAAGAUGACGGUUGAGUUGAACGAAUAUAAAAAGCGUCUGUCAGCUCUCUCAAACGGUCGCCCAAGUUACCAAGGACCCACGAAGCUAUUCGGCGCUCCUUUCCUUCAAAACAUGAACGAUGUCAACUUUCAAUUCGAGUUUCCCAAGUUCGGCACCCUGCCUGGGCCCAACGUUACGAAUGACACCAAGAAGUCCUCCACAUCGACCGCAGCAUCAAUACCGCCGAAGCGGAACAAUUCAGAUACACGGAGCCCGUUGGACAAGUCGAAUAGCGGCUUCAGCCCUGAUCACUCGAGCACAUACAGCCCCCUCGGCCUGAACUCGCACAAUCUGGACUCGCAGUUUAACUUGAACGGCCCGACAACGACAAGCUCGCCGUCAGCCUCAUCAAAUUCCAACAUGGGUGGGCCGAGCUCGUCGUGCGGGACAUCACCCGAACCGUUUACGCAGUCGCCCAUGGGCUUCAAACCCGUGGACACGCUGGCCACCAUCGGGGAGGAGCAGUCUGGUUUCAACGUGAACGGCUCAUCACAGGACUUUGGUCAUUUCGGUGAUGCAAAUGACUUCAACUGGCUGCCCCAGACAGACUUUCAGUUUGAGCCUCAGUUGUUUGGGGAUUAUCGCGAGCCACAGGAGAACAUCCUGUCUAAUGGCCUCGAUGACAGUUUCUUCAACGACGCCCUUGAUGCUGACUUCAUCACCCCAUACAACCUGCCACUAACCACCGAAGUACCAGCGCCAAAGCCCGACCUCCUCGCCCAAAUCGAUGCCGCCAAAGAAGCCGAUCAAGUUACGCCCAAUGGACAGCUACUGACCUGCACCAGUAUAUGGGAGAAACUGCAAACGUGUCCCAAGGUGCAAAACGGCGACUUUGAUCUGGAUGGCUUGUGCUCGGACCUUCAGAAGAAGGCCAAGUGCUCUGGCGGCGGCGCUGUCGUGGCUAAGGAGGAUUUUGAGCAGGUCAUGAACAAGUAUCUACCUUGCAAGGACAGGGCCGGGCAGGCCGAUCUCGAGGCGGCUGUGAAGGAGGCGACGAGCAGCACCAAGAUUUGACACGGCAUUGUUAGACGUCGAUGUAUACCACAGCUGUACAACACCAGUCACCACCCGGCAGAUAAAAAGCAGGCGGGUGUUGGCCCAGAGAGGCCGGGGCGGUUCGGAACCACAGGUUUAGCGAAUGCACCUAAUCAAGAGGAGGAAAGACGGGAAACUGGGAGGAAGGUUUACAGGGGAAGGAAAGGGAAUAUCUUUGAGGGUUUUAAGGCAAGGAGUUUUUACAAGAUAUACCACACCAGACGGGGCCAUCUGAAUGUGAAAAAAAGGGGCACGUCGUUUAUUUGAUGUUUAUUUCUUUGGCCAGAUAUGGGUGGAAUAGGGAAUGGCGCUUAGUUAGUUUUUUACUAUCUAGGGUUCUUGACUGGGAGCAUCUCAUCUAUUUAUUGUUGAUUUGUUUGGGGGUUU